Messenger RNA from Amaranthus tricolor (Joseph's coat), 857 nucleotides. Its product is annotated as ubiquitin-conjugating enzyme E2-17 kDa-like. Lineage: Eukaryota; Viridiplantae; Streptophyta; Magnoliopsida; Caryophyllales; Amaranthaceae. The transcript has 5 exons. The record is from RefSeq and is a predicted model, not a curated record. Gene Ontology annotation, biological process: protein polyubiquitination. The coding region runs from base 166 to 612 and encodes 148 amino acids. Gene Ontology annotation, cellular component: nucleus. Gene Ontology annotation, molecular function: ubiquitin conjugating enzyme activity.
CCUAUCCAUAUAUGAUCAAAGCCCAUCACCAAACACAAAUUACCCUCAAGACUGAAGAGUGCCUGAACACCUUUGCUUUAUAGACACGUCGUUGACAAACUUAUUUGCAUUGCUUCCAUAAUCCAAUUCUCAAGUUUACGCAAGAGUUUCUCAGGGUUUUGCAAAAUGGCGUCAAAGCGUAUUCUCAAAGAAUUGAAAGAUCUUCAGAAUGAUCCUCCUACUUCUUGCAGUGCUGGCCCAGUAGGCGAAGACAUCUUCCAUUGGCAGGCAACAAUUAUGGGCCCUAUUGACAGUCCGUAUGCCGGCGGAGUGUUCCUCAUCAAUAUUCAUUUCCCUCCAGAUUAUCCAUUUAAACCUCCAAAGGUAGCUUUCAAGACCAAGGUUUUUCAUCCUAAUAUUAACAGCAAUGGCAGUAUUUGUCUUGAUAUCUUGAAGGAUCAGUGGAGCCCUGCCUUGACCAUUUCCAAGGUGUUGCUCUCAAUCUGCUCUCUUCUGACCGACCCAAACCCUGACGAUCCUUUAGUCCCUGAGAUUGCUCAUAUGUACAAGACAGACAAGGUCAAGUAUGAGACUACCGCCAGGAGCUGGACCCAGAAGUACGCAAUGGGUUAGGAUGAAAUUUUAAGUGAUAAUUUAAAUUGUUAUUAACCUAGGAUACCUUAAAAAAAUAAGUCUCGGGACUAUGCCUGUUGGAAACUCUUUAUCGGUUGUUUGCGCACAAUCUACCUGUUAUCAGCAUUUAAUGUUUGUCGAUAAUAAUUUGGUAUUUUCAGUAAUCAGUGCCCACUGAUGAAACCCAUGUUUUCUUCCGCCAACCUCUUUUUGGUUGGUCCAAUAAGGUAUCACAUCUUCUUUUA